Molecule: messenger RNA, 705 nt
Organism: Suhomyces tanzawaensis NRRL Y-17324
Lineage: Eukaryota; Fungi; Ascomycota; Pichiomycetes; Serinales; Debaryomycetaceae
Exons: 1
Coding region: 1-705 (234 amino acids)
Biological process (GO): proteasome regulatory particle assembly
Cellular component (GO): cytoplasm; nucleus
Molecular function (GO): protein binding
Source: RefSeq, a predicted model, not a curated record
AUGUCUGACUCCGACGAUUCCUUCAGAGGGCUCAUGAAAGCCCUCAAUCUUGACGAAUCACAAUUCAAGUCCUACGAUGAAGACUUCCUGAAAUUGUCGUUCUCUCAGCUCUCCACAAUCAAACAGGACAUCGAGUUGCAACUCUCCACCCUCUUCGAUUUAUUAAAGAAUAAGUAUCGAGUGGAGAUGGACACGCCCUUGGUCAGCCCAGACGGGUUUCCUCGUGCAGAUGUGGACGUGGUAAGCAUACGGCUUGUUAGGAUCAAGAUCAUCCGGUUGAGAAAUGAUCAUAAGAGGCUCUUGGAACAGUUGGAAACGAAGAUGUUCGAAGAGUUUGCCAAGGCGAAGCAGGCGGCUCCUGCCGAAGAAGUGAACAGCAAAGCUGAAAACCACCCAGCUGUUUCACCAGUGGAUUCAGCACCGCCCACCAGAAUCCCAUUUGCUGUGGUUAGCGAGGUGGUGCCCCAGGGACCAGCACACUCCGCAGGCUUGCAGUCACAAGACAAGAUCGUGUUGUUUGACGGGGAGAUUCAUGCUGGAAAUCACGAAAAGUUGUCUGCCUUGGCAAACAGGGUCAGAAACAAGGUGGAUCGCGAGAUCACGGUGGAGGUUUUGCGAGGUACAGACACAGAGACCUUGGUAUUGGUGCCUACCAACAACUGGGAAGGACAGGGCUUGUUGGGCUGUCGGUUAGUGCCAUUAUAG